AUGCUCAGGACGCUUCAAAGGGUAUUGAGAGCGCAAAUUCGAAAUGUUGCCACCGCAAAGGAGACAGCAGUGUCUCUGUCGUCAAAAUCCGAGAUCACUAGCGAACUAUUCGAUGAUGUGCUAAAUCGAGUGAAUCAGCAUGAUAGGACAAUUGAAAAGAUCCUUAUCACCUUUCAAGACAAGAAUGGGGAUAAGAAAGAGUUUUUAAUGAAUAAAAAUAUUUCCACGCCUUAUCACUGCCUUAAACAUGUAAAUAUGCUACUCGCAAAAAAAGCUGUUCUGGCGAUUGUUUCCUAUCCAAACAAAGACGCUCAAAUAGAAAGCAUGAAUGAACCAUUCCUUGAUGAGUGCCAAUUCGAAGUUGCCGACUUCCAAACGGAGCAAUAUGCUCAACUUGUGAAUCAGACAUAUUGGCGUUCGUGCAGUAUUCUACUGGCAGCGGCCCUGAAGAAGGGUUUGAAAGAUAAUAUAGCGAUUUCAAGGCUGCAUGCCGAAGUGCCUCAAUCAUUUUUUGCUGCGGACAUCGAAAAUUUGACAAGUGAACUUUCGCCGACUGAUCUAAUCGAUUUAUCUAUAUUUAUCCGUGAAGAUUUCAUCGGGCAGAAUAUUCCAUUUGAAACGGUAACGCUACCAUCGGACAUGGCUGCUGAUUAUGGUUUUGAUUCCAGCCUGCGUUUGUGUCGGUUGCGUGACUAUGUAACAGCAGUUGAUGGCCCUGUGAUUUCUCGAUCGGACCAAAUUGGCCGGUUUAGAAUUGUAAAGGCUGUAUCGAAAGAAGGUUUCACUCGUGUGGGAGGCGUUUCACUGCCAUCAGCGUUGAAGUGUUCGUCGUUCGCAUGGGAAGCGAUAGUGGAGAAUGCUAGCGAUAAGAUAACGUGA
This is a messenger RNA of Haemonchus placei, 879 nucleotides long. NCBI's taxonomy places the organism in Eukaryota, Metazoa, Nematoda, Chromadorea, Rhabditida, Trichostrongylidae. The record is from the annotation of a GenBank genome assembly.